CUUAAAAUAACAAUGGAGGGCAGCAAGUAUGGGUAUUAUAGAGGAAGAAAAGAACAAGAGGCUAAAGAUAAGAAGAUAACCCACAAAAGAAAUAUUAUCAGGAAUGAAAUUAAAGUUAACGAUGUUGAUCCUAUUUGGAGAAAAGCAGCACAAAUGGUGGCCAACAAAAAUAAUGAUAUGGUGCAUUUGACACCAGAUUCACAAGAGAUAAGGCUUCGGGAUGAAGACUCAGACUCUCAUAAUUCUAGAAGAGAAUCUGGUAUCAAGAGGAUUAAACCCAAGAUCGUUGGUAAUGGCGCUUCUAAUCAAAAGUAUAAAUCGAUUGAGAGAAAAGUAGUUCCCAACCCUCAGAGGAACAUUAGAGACAAAGUUUUUAAUGGAGGAGAGGAGUUUAUCUCUCCAUCAAAUCUUGAAUCUGGCUUUAGCUCUUGAGAUUUUCACUCUAUUGAUGAGUUUAGCCUUGAUAAGAGCAAUAUUAGCAUAAGACAGAUGAAUUUCGAUUCUAAUAAUCAACGGCCAAAAUAUGAACCAAGGUUAAAUAAUAGAAACAAUAGAGAUCCUACCACUUUUGAAUACAAUACUAAAAAGGAAGUGAAUAGAAAAGACAGAGCGAGAGUUCUAAGAAAUAAUGAAGCCCAAAGAAGAGUAAUCAACAUAUGUCCAAAAGUAGAAGAGUCAAAGGUUUCUUAUGUUUUUAAAGAAGUUUCUAGUUUUGAUAAAAGCAUCGAAGUCCCCUCUAGUUUUCUUGAGCCUUCUAUUGUUUUUGACGAGAAGGAUGGAAAAUUUGGAUCUACUGUAAAAACCAACAUCUCUAAAUAUAAUUUUAAGCCAAUCUAUGCAAGUCCUGCUUCUCGUAAAUCCAUUAUGAAAAGUAGAAUGCCAGCCUGAGGUCAAAUCCUCCCUAAAACUAAUGAAUCAGAGUCCUUAGUAGCUUGUUCAUUCUCUGAUUGAAAUCAGAAUGAGGCAAGCCAUUCAGAGAGUAUGGUCAAACAAGAACCAAUCAAUGCUGUUCAAGAAAAUGAGUAUUACAAUAUCCAGCCAGUACACAAUAAAGAAGAAUCUAAAAAGAAAUAAACUGAAAGAGUACCUCACACAAGUUGAUCAGAAUGCAGAUUUUAAGAAUAUAAUUAGCAAACCUAAGAAGCAGACAACUCGCUCAAAGAAUGAUUCUAGGAUCAAAAGCGGUCCUAAAGGUCAUGGAUCAACCGGAGGAGCUGAGUCCUCUCACACUCCUAGUGAAGAAGAGAACCUUGACCAUAAAGAGUUUCAAAUUCAAGGCCCUUUAGAAAAUGAUCUCAUGAAUCCUGAAAUGCUACAAUCACGAGAAACCGAAAAGGAAGAAGGAGAGGAAGAAAACUUUUCUGAAGUUCAUAAAAUGCACAUGAUUCAAACUCUACAAGGCCUUCUAUUUAUAAAAUCUCUAGAAGAAGUUUCACAGGAAGAAAUUGAAGACAAGAAAAUAUAUCUACCUCCUCCUGACUGAGAGAGCAAACAAAAAGUUAUUGUUUUUGAUUUGGACGAAACUCUUGUUCACUGUUUAGAAGACUUUGAUCCUCAGGAUGUUGAUCACGUGCUAUCAAUAGAAUUCCCUGGUAAUGAAGUAAUUGACGCAGGCCUGAAUGUCAGACCAUAUGCAAUUGAAUGCUUGAAAGAAGCUAAUAAACAUUUCCAAGUUAUUGUGUUCACAGCAUCUCAUUCUUGAUAUGCUGAUGCAGUCCUUGACUUUAUCGAUCCAAAUCGUGAGUUAAUACAAUAUCGAAUGUACAGAGAUCAAUGAGUAGAGACGCCACAAGGGAUUUAUAUAAAAGAUUUAAGAAUGAUUGCUAAUAGGGACUUGAAAGAUAUUCUGUUGGUAGAUAAUGCUUCUUACUCCUUCGGAUACCAACUUGAUAAUGGAAUCCCUAUAAUUCCUUUUUAUAACGACAAAAAGGACAGAGAGCUACUCCACUUAAUGCAGUAUUUGAAGUGAGUGAUCUCUUCUGAUGAUGUAAGGGAGCAGAACAGAAAAGCAUUUCAGUUAGGAGAAUUGACUGAGAAAGAAAUCUCAGAAUAUCUCAAACUCUAUUCCAAUUCAGAUGAUGAAGACGAGGAAGCUGAAGGAGAAGGUGAAUAUGAGGAAGAAGAGGAUAGCCCUCAAGAGGGGUCUAGAUACAACCAAGUGUUCGAAAGUCAAGAAUAUUUAUAUGGAAAUACGAAUAAUAAUGAAAUCAUGAUCUAUAGUGAUGAUGUAUCCAGAGAAUCAGGGUCGAUGAGAUGUAAUUAUUAA
Molecule: messenger RNA, 2266 nt
Organism: Moneuplotes crassus
Lineage: Eukaryota; Ciliophora; Spirotrichea; Euplotida; Euplotidae
Source: the annotation of a GenBank genome assembly